CUUGGAUUUCUAAUCCACAACUAUUACUCCAGCACUUUCAAUAAUUUGCAAUAUGCAAUGCUUUCCUACCAGUUAGCAGAUCUGAGACUUGCUUACAAAAUACUGAAAGGUAUGGACAGCGCCUCCUUCUAUUAUACUCCCCUUAAAUGCAAACUGGAUUUGCAACUGGCUUCUAAUGCUUCCUAUCAGCCCCUUAUUGAUACUGAUACUGAUACUCAUAUCUUUCCUUUUGAGUAUUUUAUUCCUCAUUGCACUCCUAAUAACAUACCCUGAAACAAGAAAUUACCCAGAUAUUUAACCCAGUGAGUCACACUCGAAUAGUAAGGAAUUGCUUGCAAGGUUCUUUAUGGAACACUUAAAAUAUAAAUAAAGCUACUACAAUAAGGUUCUGUCAUAACUCAUAGGAUGUGCUGUCAGUCAUAUAUCAUAUUAAUUGAAAUGUUAAUUGCAUAGCCGAAUGGGUGGAGCUAACAUAUUGAUAGACAAGGAUAUAUGUAUAUUUAUUAAUUAUAAAUUCCUAAAUCUACAUUUAUAUAUUUUAUGUUAUUUAUAUUUUAGAUACUUUUUUUUGGUGUUUGUGUUUUAAGUUUAUUAAAGUCACUAGUUACUAACAUUACAAUGCAGUGUAUUUAAAUAAUCAGGAUACGUCCUGGGGGAUUGGACUUCAAACUCCAGACAUUGUUCACAUUAUUUAAAGGGGCACUAUAGCCACCAGAACAAAUAUAGCUUCAUGUAGUUAUUCUGGUAUGUAUAGUAGGUCCCUGCAGGAAUUUUCAUGUAAAUGCUUUAAAAAAAAAAAAAAGAGUGUUUACUGCAUUUGCAGAUAAAAGGCAGUGUUUACAUUACUACAGUACCUAGGGACACCUCCAGUAGCAGUCACUGAGUUGGCCACUAGAGGUGUUUCCUGGGACAGUGCUGCACGGGAGACGCUGAUCAUUUCUCAGCGAUGCAUUGGCUCUGACCCACAACCUGCAUCCUUGGCUGAGAUUAUAAGAAAUCAGUGGGUACUUGGAUCCCUGGCUGAUCAUUAUGGGAGCAUUUGUUCUGUAUCUCUGGUGGGGCAGACUACUGUAUUCACACUUAAAGGACCACUCUAGGCACCCAGACCACUUCAGCUUAAUGAAGUGGUCUGGGUGCCAGGUCCCUCUAGGACUAACCCUUUUUUUUAUAAACAUAGCAGUUUCAGAGAAACUGCCAUGUUUAUAAAUGGGUUAAUCCAGCCUCUAAAGCCUCUAGUGGCUGUCUCAUUGACAGCCGCUAGAGGCGUUUGCGUGCUUCAGUGAGACGACGCCAGCAUCCAUAGGAAAGCAUUAUGAAUGCUUUCCUAUGAGACUGGCUGAAUGUGCGCGCAGCUCCUGCCGCGCAUGCGCAUUCAGCCAGGGAGGAGGAGAGCUCCCCGCCCGGCACUGGAAAAAAGGUACGUUUAACUCCUUUCCUUGCCAUCCAGCCCGGCGGGAUUGGGACCCUGAGGGUGGGGGCACCCUCAGGGCACUAUAGUGGUCCUUUAAUGCUCUGGCUCAUUCACUGAGUAUCAGAAUCAUGAAGGAGAGCAUAAAGGGAACACUUAAACAAGUCAAUCACACUUCUGUGAAAUCAAACUGUCCACUUAGGAAGCAACACUGAGUGACAAUCAAUUUCACAUACUGUUGUGCAAAUGGGAUAGACAACAGGCGGAAAUUAUAGGCAAUUAGCAAGACGCCUCCAAUAAAAGAGUGGUUCUGCAGGUGGUGACCACAGACCACUUCUCAGUUCCUAUGCUUCCUGACUGAUGUUUUGGUCACUUUUGAAUGCUGGCAGUGCUUUCACUCUAGUGGUAGCAUGAGACGGAGUCUACAACCCACACAAGUGGCUCAGGUAGUGCAGCUCAUCCAGGAUGGCACAUCAAUGCGAGCUGUGGCAAGAAGGUUUGCUGUGUCUGUCAGCGUAGUGUCCAGAGCAUGGAGGCGCUACCAGGAGACAGGCCAGUACAUCAGGAGACGUGGAGGAGGCCCAGCAGCAGGACCGCUACCUCCUCCUUUGUGCAAGGAGGAACAGGAGGAGCAAUGCCAGAGCCCUGCAAAAUGACCUCUAGCAGGCCACAAAUGUGCAUGUGUCUGCUCAAACGGUCAGAAACAGACUCCAUGAGGGUGGUAUGAGGGCCCGACGUCCACAGGUGGGGGUUGUGCUUACAGCCUAACACUGUGCAGGACGUUUGGCAUUUGCCAGAGAACACCAAGAUUGGCAAAUUCGCCACUGGCGCCCUGUGCUCUUCACAGAUGAAAGCAGGUUCACACUGAGCACAUGUGACAGACGUGACAGAGUCUGGAGACGUUGUGGAGAACGUUCUGCUGCCUGCAACAUCCUCCAGCAUGAUCAGUUUGGCAGUGGGUCAGUAAUGGUGUGGGGUGGCAUUUAUUUGGGGGGCCGCACAGCCCUCCAUGUGCUCGCCAGAGGUAGCCUGACUGCCAUUAGGUACCGAGAUGAGAUCCUCAGACCCCUUGUGAGACCAUAUGCUGGUGCGGUUGGCCCUGGGUUCCGCCUAAUGCAAGACAAUGCUAGACCUCAUGUGGCUGGAGUGUGUCAGCAGUUCCUGCAAGACGAAGGCAUUGAUGCUAUGGACUGGCCCGUCCGUUCCCCAGACCUGAAUCCAAUUGAGCACAUCUGGGACAUCAUGUCUUGCUCCAUCCACCGUCACGUUGCACCACAAACUGUCCAUGAGUUGGCAGAUGCUUUAGUCCAGGUCAAAGAGGAGAUCCCUCAGGAGACCAUCCGCCACCUCAUCAGGAGCAUGCACAGGCGUUGUAGGGAGGUCAUACAGGCAUGUGGAGGCCACACACUACUGAGCCUCAUUUUGACUUGUUUUAAGGACUUUACAUCAAAGUUGGAUCAGCCUGUAGUGUGUUUUUCCACUUUAAUUUUAAAUGUGACUCCAAAUCCAGACCUCCAUGGGAUGAAAAAUUUGAUUUCUAUUAUUUAAUUUUUGUGUGAUUUUGUUGUCAGCACAUUCAACUAUGUAAAGAACAACGUAUUUCAGAAGAAUAUUUAAUUCAGUCAGAUCCACGAUGUGUUAUUUUUGUGUUCCCUUUAUUUUUUUGAGCAGUGUAUAUAGCAUCCCUGCUGCUUGUCCAAUUCUGUUACACCUAAAUACUUAUUGGCUCUUUUUUUCUUUUAGGAGUGCAUCCUAUUUAUGCUAACCACGCAAACUUAUUUUUGCUAAUGUUUUGAAUCACGGUAGGUUCAUUUUAUUUAUUUUUUUAUUCAUAAGAGUUUGGAACUCUUUGAAACAGCAUCUCAUUAAAUCUCAUGCUGAACCAGGGACAUACAUGUCACAAUGCUGCCUGAGAUUAUUGGGAUUUUAUGUCCUGUGCAGCAUAUGCUGCCAUUGCGGAUCAAUUUAUUCAUGACCUGAAUCAAUAUAGCAGCACAUGCCACCCAAGGCUGUAACUCAGAGUAAUCACAGGCAACAUUGUGACACAUAGCUCACACACACGGGGCCCAAAAAAUUGAGUUGCUUCCUGUUCUCCAAGAACAUUGAAUUUUGUGGCCACAGUUACAGUCUCCAGAGAUCCUGUUCUACACCAGACCAGUGGAGCCAGACUGCAGCCAGAGCCCAUCAUCAUCCUCAUCUGGUUGUAAGUAGGCAAUCUAGUAUAUUAUUAGUGACACUAAUCUAUAAUUUACCUCACAUUAAAGGGACCCUAUAGUCACCAGAACCACUGCAGCUUAAUGUAGUGGUUCUGGUGUCUAUAGUCUGUCCCUGCAGGCUUUUUAAUGUAAACACACACUGUGUGCAGCACUGGCGUUAGUUCAUAUGGCAGAUCAUAUGGGUGGGGCAUUGUGAUGUCACAUGGGGGAGGGCGGGGACGGCAAAUUUCUUUUGCCUAGGGAGGCAAAAAUCUUUGCACCGUCCCUGAGUCUAGACCAACACAAAAAAAACAUAAUAUCUUUAGUUGUAUGAAAUCCUGGUGUGCUGGUGUGGGGGUACAUACGCAUAAUUGAUUACUACAACAUUUACAUACCAGUGGUAUUAUUACUGGCAUUUAUAAAAGAUCAACAUGUUCUGCAACACUGUAAAAUCAGAUAAAAAGACCAUACAAUAUAAUGUUGAUGUGUUAAAAUCAGUUGUUGUUUUGUCUGUGAAUUUCUGUAAUAUACAGUUGCAAGAAAAAGUAUGUGAACCCUUUGGAAUGUUAUGGAUUUCUGUACAAAUUGGUCAUAAAAAGUGAUCUGAUCAUCAUCUAAGUCACAACAAUAGACAAUCACAGUCUGCUUAAACUAAUAACACACAAAGAAUGAAAUGUUGCCAUGUUUUUAUUGAACACACCAUGUAAACAUUCACAGUGCAGGUGGAAAAAGUAUGUGAACCCCUAGACUAAUGACAUCUCUAAGAGCCAAUUGGCGUGAGAUGUCCGCCAACUGGAGUCCAAUCAAUGAGAUGAGAUUGAAGGUGUUGGUUACAGCUGCCCUGCCCUAUAAAAAAAAAAAAAAACUCACCAGUUCUGGGUUUGCUUUUCACAAGAAGCAUUGCCUGAUGUGAAUGAUGCCUUGCACAAAAGAGCUCUCAGAAGACCUACGAUUAAGAAAUGUUGACUUGCAUAAAGCUGGAAAGGGUUAUAAAAGUAUCUCCAAAAGCCUUGCUGUUCAUCAGUCCACGCUAAGACAAAUUGUCUAUAAAUGGAGAAAGGUCAGCACUGCUGCUACUCUCCCUAGGAGUGGCCGUCCUGUAAAGAUGACUGCAAGAGCACUGCGCAGACUGCUCAAUGAGGUGAAGAAGAAUCCUAGAGUGUCAGCUAAAGAUUUACAAAAGUCACUGGCAAAUGCUAACAUCCCUGUUAGCGAAUCUACAAUACGUAAAACACUAAACAAGAAUGGAUUUCAUGGGAGGAUACCACAGAGGAAGCCUCUGCAGUCCAAACAAAACAUUGCUGCACGUUUACAGUUUGCACAAGAGCACCUGGAUGUUCCACAGCAGUACUGGCAAAAUAUUCUGUGGACAGAUGAAACCAAAGUUGAGUUGUUUGGAAGAAACACACAACACUAUGUGUGGCGAAAAAAAGGCACAGCACACCAACAUCAUCCCAACUGUGAAGUAUGGUGGUGGGGACAUCAUGGUUUGGGGCUGCUUUGCUGCGUCAGGGCCUGGACGGAAUGCUAUCAUCUAAGGAAAAAUUAAUUCCCAAGUUUAUCAAGACAUUUUGCAGGAGAACUUAAGGCCAUCUGUCUACCAGCUGAAGCUCAACAGAAGAUGGGUGUUGCAAUAGGACAAUGACCCAAAGCAUAGAAGUAAAUCAACAACAGAAUGGCUUAAACAGAAGAAAAUACGCCUUCUGAAGUGGCCCAGUCAGAGUCCUGAACUCAGUCCUGAACCUAUCCCAUUCUGAAGAAGCCACUUAUGGUGAAACGCGUUUAUGGUUAUUAAUUCUGUAUUUUACUGUGUAUUUUAGAUCAAUAAAAGUUUUUUGGCUACUUUAUUGUACCAAUCCUCUUUUUAUUGCACUCUUUAUGCACUUUAAACAACUUUUGUUUUUACCUAUUCCUGGCAUUUUAACCUUUCCUGGUUACUUUUACUUCCAUUGGCAAUUUUAAAGUUCCAGUACUCCAAGAAAUCCUAGGUGGGGAUCAUACCACCGGCGCCUAUCCAUAGAGCAGUACCUCUGCUCUAUCUUUGUGAGUAUUAUUUUAUUUUCUCUACUACUCUCUUAACCUAUCACAAUUGAGAGCACUAUUGCUGCUUUUUAUUCUUCUAUAUUGGAGCCUUGGAUCACCAGACGGUGCUGACGGACGUAUCGCCGCUACAUAUCCUAUAAGCGGGGAUUAUACCGCUGUACGCUAUCCACACCAGAGCUGGCCAUAGCUCCCUCAAAUGUGAGUUUUUUACCUCUUCUUAUCUGCACAUUGAACCACAUCAAAAUUGAGAGCACUAUUGUUGCUUUCUGUCUUUCUUUUUCGAGCUCUGGACUACCAGGCGGUGCUGACGGAGACCCCUCCCUACAUAUCCCAUAAGCGGGGAUUAUACCGCUGUACGCAAUCCACACCAGAGCUGGCCAUAGCUCUCCUGAAUGUGAGUUCUUUACUUUUUGUUACCUAUCACACCCUGAACUUUCAUACUAUACCAUUAGUCGCCUCUACCUCUCUUGUAUUUACAUAUACGGAACGGUCUACACCAGACGCAUCCACAGAGGAACUCUAUCAAGUAUCCUAGACCAUCUAUUGGCACCCUAGCAAUACUUUACUGGACUAUCUACCCUUAUUUGGCGCAGCCCUUCCAUAUCUUUUUGUAUCAACCCGAUUGAGAUGCUGUGGCAUGACCUCAAGAAAGCGAUUCACACCAGACAUCCCAAGAAUAUUGCUGAACUGAAACAGUUCUGUAAAGAGGAAUGGUCAAGAAUUACUCCUGACCGUUGUGCACAUCUGAUCUGCAACUACAGGAAACAUUUGGUUGAAGUUAUUGCUGCCAAAGGAGGUUCAACCAGUUAUUAAAUCCAAGGGUUCACAUACUUUUUCCACCUGCACUGUGAAUGUUUACAUGGUGUGUUCAAUAAAAACAUGGCAACAUUUCAUUCUUUGUGUGUUAUUAGUUUAAGCAGACUGUGAUUGUCUAUUGUUGUGACUUAGAUGAUGAUCAGAUCACAUUUUAUGAUCAAUUUGUGCAGAAAUCCAUAUCAUUCCAAAGGGUUCACAUACUUUUUCUUGCAACUGUAAAUGGCUUAUGGCACUAGCAUCAAUUGCGCUUGCAUCAAAACUGACUUUAUAAUGGCGAUUUAUCUGAUAAAUGUGUAUGUGUCCUAAAUACAGGUCAUAUUCGUAGCCAACAUGGCGGCAGUAGACAGUUUUCACCUUUUGUAUCGCGAGGUGGCCAAGUCAUGCCAAAGUCACGUGGAAGUUUUGACUGUGAUUGGAGCCUGCUAUGUCACUUGGAAAGGUCUCCGUACCCUGUACGAGUGUUGCAGUCUUUUCCAGUUGCAUGUCACACCUUGUCUCAUCAGGAGGACCAGCCUCACCAAGCAGUAUGGAGAGUGGGCUGUAGUAACAGGUGAGCUAGAUGUGCUUUAGUGGUUAAAUUAUAAGUCCUUGCAUUUAUUUUCAUUGUUUGGUGACCAUAGUCUCUAUAUGUCUGUCUCAUGUUCCACUUAAAUUGAUGAAUGAAAAUGCAGAUCGUAGUUCAGAAUCCCAUACUGUAUGUAUGUUGACAUCACAUUUCAUAAUAUGCAGGGAAUAAUACAUAGUUCCCCUCCAUGCAGUUUAGAGGUCCUAAUCUCAGGCAGAGGUAGGCUAUACGUUUGUGGUCCGUCUUAGAUUAGUAAGAGUUACAUAUCCGAGCGGCAGUGGCUGUCAUUUUAAUUCUCAGUCUCUACUGAACUGAAUUAAUGUCGGCAGCUGAAAUCAAUGGCGCCUGGGAGUGUAUGUUCCACUUUGGUCCUUACAUGACCCCAAAACAGUACAUACUAACCCAAACUCCAACCCCAACACACUAACUGAAGCCUAAAAUGUCAAGUAAUAUAACAAGGCAUAAAGACUAAGGUUAUUAGGAAACAUACUGCCAUCUUGUGGUUCUGAAGACACUUAUAAACCAAUUGAUUGUUGCUGGCAUUAUUUCCCCAUAAUACAUGUAAUGUAUUACAUAACAAAAUUCCCACUUGGUUACAAGCCAUUGGCAAAAAAAAAAUCAUUCCUGAUAACUGUGCCAUUGAUCUACUGCCUUGAUGCUGUUGGAAGCACCAUCAUGGAACACAGAGCUGCAUGUGGAACCUGCAGUAGUGAUGUUAAACCAGGGCAUUAGGCAGCCACAUGUUAUCAAAAAUUAAUAAGAAAAAUUAGUAAGAUCCCCAUGUCACGAACGCACCCUACUCCAAGAGUGUGUGUGACGUAGUUGUGGUGGUGAAAGGGUUAAAGUACACUAUUUGUCUGCACUAGACCGGAAAUAAUGACAAAAUCCCCCUUUAACACCACCCACACUUAAACAUAAUAAUAUAACUAUUACUACUUUAACGCUGCCACCACCAAGACAAUUUAUAAAUGGGGUGCCUUGGUCCCCCAGGUAAAUCAAUAAUAAAACCCACCAAAUAUUACUUAGUACAAUAUUUAAGGAAUUAUAAAAAUACUAACUAGUCUCUUCAGGUAACGUGAUUCUUAACCAGACAAAGGCAAAACUUAAUAAAUGAAUGUUUAUUAUGAGCAAAAGAUAGUCACAGUGCAUAUAAAAAUAUAUGAUAAACAAAUUAUUUACACCAACAACAGAUAAAAACAAAAAGGAUAAAAUACAGAAGUCCUAAUUACUCACUUAGGUUUUCAAAGUACAACUUCUGUCCAGGGGGUCUCUGGCAAGGAAAGAUGGUGACUCACCCAAAAUUAGAUCUUGGCCCCAAGCAAGUACACAAGCACCCUUCAGGAUCAUUAGAUAUAUACCCUGUGGUUUAUCAAGUCUUGCCCAGGGGUGGAGUUAAGGCGUACCUACAGAAAUAAUAACUGACCACCUCCUUUGUUCCAGACCACUGUCAAUCCAAAUGGAAACAUUUGACUCUAUCUUCUUUUUUGUACCUGCCACAGAAAUAUUAAUUGCAUCUACAAAUUUGUUAUUAUUUUCCCAUUCCAUAGACAUGUUGCACGUCCCACCCACGAUCCAAUAGGACGGACAUCACAAUUCCUUUCCCUAGGGUCAAGUUAGGCCACUCAUGUUUGGACUUGGUUAGAAGAUGGCGCUUGUCACAUUCCAAAUAUAACAAAAAUGAGGCUUAAUUAUUAUUCUGUGGGGGUAAAUAUGAAUGUUUUUGUCCUUCCUUUGGAUAUGAUACUAGAACAAAGCUAAUGGCAUUUACAUAUCAAAGAGAUUUACUUACAUCACUUCCAUUUGGUACAGGCCAAAUGGAUGAAGAGACAUUCAGACUUUUUCCAAGUGUAGAACCUCACACCUUGCAGACUUCACAUCCAUACAGUAAAAUCCUUUUCACAUUCCUAUGCCAUUCACACUACCCCUUCUGUCAUCUGCCCUCUGUGGGGGUCCCAGCUUCAAAAGAUGUAACCCCUGUUGACCUCAGCAAUAGCAUCUCUGUAAUUUGUGCCAUUUACUACAAGAAAUCACAUUAAAAGAUGAUAUUCCAUAGUGUCAUAAUAAAUUAUACACCCUUGCCGUGACACCUCCCCCAAAUAAGAGACGCAAUGGGAGAAGGCUCACAUGCCUCUACCUUGUGUAUCAACACCUUUUUUGCCUCCACCUCAUAUACUCAUCUUUUUCAGAACUCUGGUUCUACAUGAAUGGGGUAACCCUCACGUGUUCACACACCUCCCCCAAAAAGGCUUGCCCUUUGUCCCUAAGCCAUAUCACAGCCAUAUCCACAACACGCAUGCCUGAUUUGCCUGUUUCCAUCUCCCACUGCGCUCUGAUCACAUCUCUCAGGCCACACCCACUGCGCCCGUGUAGUAGCUCUAAGGGGAAGAAACCAACCGAUUUCUGCAGUACUCCCCUGUAAGCACACACAAGAUGAGACAGAGGACACUCCCAGGGUACCUGCACUGUAUCCACACUCCUUAUCUGUUUUAUUUUGUGGUCUGUCUGCUGGGCUCGUUGCACCUUUUUACUCUGAACCUUUGGUUCAGAAUCAAAAAGUUGCUUAGAGACAGACGCCUUCUCCUGAGCUGGCUUGGGUGUAUGUUGGAGGUGUGAUUGUGAUAUGCUGACAAGGAUGGUGGUUCCCCCAUCAGUAUGUUCCCCUGCGGCCAUUUUCCCUGGACCCACAGGUUGAGACUGUCCAUGCCCCUCACUUUGGGCAGACCGUGGACGGGUCCCCCUAUCUACUGAUGGAACCUCUGUCUCUCCCUCACCUCCACUCCAUGUCCUCACACACACAGCACCUUGGGAACUGGCUGAGUCUUGUGCAGAGUAAGGCUCACACACACUCUGCCCUCCCUCAAAGCCAUGCUCUCCCUCCACACUUUCACACAGCCCAGCCAAUACAUUGGCGUCAGGCAGAUUUUGGCACACAUAUUCAUUCAACCCUCUCUCCCUAGAAUUCUCUUCUGGCACAUUGUCACAUAACACCUUUAGCACCCCUUGGUCAGGCACUGGAUGUGAAACACACUCACGUAAUUUCCUCUCCCAGCUAGGCCAUCCUUCCAUAAUCUCACAUAGCCACUCACUUUGUCCUUGUUCUGGCACCUGACAUACUCUUGACUGAGAUACAGGUGAACACAUCAACUCAUCCUGCCCUGGUUCCCAAUGGUUUGAUCCACUUGUGCUUUCACAUGGCAUCUUAAACAACCCUGGCUCUGACACAGAUAGGCACACACGCUCAUCCAGCCCCGCCUCGCUGUGCAGCUGUUUUUGCCCACUCACACAUGGUAUUGCAGGCACCCCUAGUGCUGGCACAGACACGCACACAUGCUCAAUUUGCCCUCGCUCCCAGCACAAUUGCCGGCAUACACCUUCACCUGUUUCCACAGACACCCCUGGUUCAGGCACAGAUUGAUACACAUUCUGCCCUCCCUCCCAGUGAAGUUGUCCUGGCAAACUUUCACCUUGUACCACAGACAACUCUGGUUUUGGCACAGCCUGGCACACAUGCUCAUUCUGCCCUCCCUCCCAGCAACUUUGUCUUGGCACAUUCUCACAUGAUAUUGCAGACACUUCUGGUUCAGGUACAGACCAGCACACAUGCUCAGUCUGCCCUCCCUCCCAGCACAAUUGUCUGCAUACAUUUUCACAAGUUUCCACGGACACCCCUGGUUCUGGCACAGAUUGACACACAUUCUGCCCUCCCUCCCAGCGAAGUUGCCCUGGCAAACUUUCACCUGAUACCACAGACAAUUCUGGUUUUGGCACAGCCUGGCACGCAUGCUCAUUCUGCCCUCCCUCCCAGCAACUCUGUCUUGGCACACUCUCACAUGAUAUUGCAGACACCUCUGGUUCAGGCACAGACCCGCACACAUGCUUAUUCUGCCCUCCCUCCCAGCACAAUUGUCUGCAUACAUUUUCACAUACUGCCCUCUGCACAGUAGGGCCCCUAUGAGGCUUGGGUUUAUAACAUACAUUACUUUCUGGCACAUACUGUGAUAACAAUCUACCUAAGUCAGUACCAAGUAAUACAUUUGCAGGGAUAUUCUCAUCUACCCCCACAUUUCUGAAACCCUUCCCCACUCCCCAAUCCAAAUAAACUCGUGCCAUUGGCACUACAAGUCGUACCCCCCCAAUUCCUUUAACUGCUAGAGUCCUGCCAGGAAUUAACUCCUCAGAGCGCACUAGCUCUGGACGCACAAGAGUCACAUCUGCCCCAGUGUCCCUGAGUCCCACAGUUACCUCUCUUCCAACUGUCACAGGUUGCAGAUUCACAUUGUUGCUGCCUUCUGAUCUGGUUACAAACAACACAGAGGACGUUGGUUCUGAGGAGCGUCCCUCCCCAGCUGAUGAUGUGCAACACUUGUGCAACAAAUAAAACAUCUGCGACUAUCUCCUUGCGCAGACAUGGCACUAGCUCCCCCUCUCCCUGAGGUAGGAGCUGAAACAAAAGAUGGCCCGCUAGGCCUGGUGAUGGGGAGGCGUGGUGGUGUGGUCCUCCAGCUGGAUGUUCCCUUGGCAAACCCUCUGCUCUGGUCCACUGUUGCUCGGUUGGCAGUGUGGACAUCUGCCAGCUUACCCGCUUCCAAUGCUGUUUUGGGGUUCUGGUCCAGCAGCCAUUCCUGUACAUCAGCUGGGCAGAGCUGCAAAAACUGUUCUUUUAUUAACAGGUCUUGCAAACUUUCCAAAGUGGUAAUCUCCAGCCCUGUAGUCCACUGUCGGAAUGCUGUCACCAGGUGCCCCACAACUGCUGCAUAACUUUCUGUGGGAUGCUUUUGCAAAGUCCUGAAUUUCUUUCGGUACACCUCAGGAGUAAGGUUGUACCGUUCCUGCAAGGCAGCCUUAAUCGCAUCAUAGUCCUGGUCAAAUUCUGCUGGAAGCGCAGCAAAUGCUUCCAGUGCAGGACCUCUGAGACCAGGGGUGAGGUAUUUUGCCCACUGGUCCUUUGGUAGCUGGUACUGCCUGCAAACUUUUUCAAAACUGCGCAGGAAAACAUCCAAAUCACCAUCUUUGUCCAAAGUUGGAAAAUUCUCUGCACGUGGUUUGGGUGCAGAAGAGUCUCUGGAAUUAAUACUUAUAGGGGAGGCAGUCAACCUCUCUAACUCAGCCAUUUUUAGCUCAUGCUCUCUGGCAGCUUGUCGCUCGGAGGCCUCUCUCUCAGCUUGGCGCUCUCUCUCAGCUUGGCGCUCUCUCUCAGCCUCCUGAUACUGAAGGAUAAGCUGUAGUCUUUGGUUUGUGUCUGCUGAGUCCACAUAUUUCAACACAGUUUGUAAGUAACAAUCCAGAGGAUCUCCAGAUCUUGGUACAUCACUGACAAAAGCUACAGGUAUCUCCUCUGCAGUGUUUGAGGCAUCACUUUGCACUGCUUGUUGCAUAUCAUAGUCCACCAGUGCUUGUAAUAGUUCCUCUUUUGUUUUCCCCCGACAGGGAAUAGAUCUCUCCCGGCAAAGCUGGUCUAGCGCUGCCUUGGAUUGCGCCUGGUACUCCAUUUAGUAAAUAAAAGAUAGCAAAGAAAAAACAGAGAAGGAGGGGGGACUGUUGAGGUGUAAAUAUAUUAUAUAUGCACUGAGUUCAGCCUUUGGAAAUUGAGACACAAUUUCUUUUAGUGCCUGGAUUAACCAACAAAUCCAGCAACACUAAAAUCUGGUACAAAAAGAUGAAAAAUCUUUUUAGUUAUCCCACCGCUAUGCCACCAAUUUGUCACGAACGCACCCUACUCCAAGAGUGUGCGUGACGUAGUUGUGGUGGUGAAAGGGUUAAAGUACACUAUUUGUCUGCACUAGACCGGAAAUAAUGACAAAAUCCCCCUUUAACACCACCCACACUUAAACAUAAUAAUAUAACUAUUACUACUUUAACGCUGCCACCACCAAGACAAUUUAUAAAUGGGGUGCCUUGGUCCCCCAGGUAAAUCAAUAAUAAAACCCACCAAAUAUUACUUAGUACAAUAUUUAAGGAAUUAUAAAAAUACUAACUAGUCUCUUCAGGUAACGUGAUUCUUAACCAGACAAAGGCAAAACUUAAUAAAUGAAUGUUUAUUAUGAGCAAAAGAUAGUCACAGUGCAUAUAAAAAUAUAUGAUAAACAAAUUAUUUACACCAACAACAGAUAAAAACAAAAAGGAUAAAAUACAGAAGUCCUAAUUACUCACUUAGGUUUUUCAAAGUACAACUUCUGUCCAGGGGGUCUCUGGCAAGGAAAGAUGGUGACUCACCCAAAAUUAGAUCUUGGCCCCAAGCAAGUACACAAGCACCCUUCAGGAUCAUUAGAUAUAUACCCUGUGGUUUAUCAAGUCUUGCCCAGGGGUGGAGUUAAGGCGUACCUACAGAAAUAAUAACUGACCACCUCCUUUGUUCCAGGCCACUGUCAAUCCAAAUGGAAACAUUUGACUCUAUCUUCUUUUUUGUACCUGCCACAGAAAUAUUAAUUGCAUCUACAAAUUUGUUAUUAUUUUCCCAUUCCAUAGACAUGUUGCACGUCCCACCCACGAUCCAAUAGGACGGACAUCACAAUUCCUUUCCCUAGGGUCAAGUUAGGCCACUCAUGUUUGGACUUGGUUAGAAGAUGGCGCUUGUCACAUUCCAAAUAUAACAAAAAUGAGGCUUAAUUAUUAUUCUGUGGGGGUAAAUAUGAAUGUUUUUGUCCUUCCUUUGGAUAUGAUACUAGAACAAAGCUAAUGGCAUUUACAUAUCAAAGAGAUUUACUUACAUCACUUCCAUUUGGUACAGGCCAAAUGGAUGAAGAGACAUUCAGACUUUUUCCAAGUGUAGAACCUCACACCUUGCAGACUUCACAUCCAUACAGUAAAAUCCUUUUCACAUUCCUAUGCCAUUCACACUACCCCUUCUGUCAUCUGCCCUCUGUGGGGGUCCCAGCUUCAAAAGAUGUAACCCCUGUUGACCUCAGCAAUAGCAUCUCUGUAAUUUGUGCCAUUUACUACAAGAAAUCACAUUAAAAGAUGAUAUUCCAUAGUGUCAUAAUAAAUUAUACACCCUUGCCGUGACACCCCACUCUUCUGUUUCUUUGUCUCCAACUUACCAGGCGUCACUGGGACAGUGCCCAAUGGGAAUUUUUUUUAUGCUCCUAAUAGUGAACAAGGGCAGUAAUCUGAGUGUUAAACAAAAGAGCAGGCUGUAGGGAGAGCAUGUAAAAAAUAGUUUGACAGCUGCCAUACCACACAUGAAACAAUUCCCCUGCAGGAGAGCUUCACAUGCUGCAAUGAACAGCUUGCAUCCCUCCUCGGUAGGCUACCUGGGUUAUACGGAAAGGAAAAGAGAUCAAAAUUAAGUUCCUUCUGAUUAAUGUUGAUAAUCUGAGGCACUUAACCCCUUUAACGCCGUUACGGCGUUCUAUGCCGUCCCGCAUUAAGUGGGCUUUAAAGCCAUUGCGGCGGCAUAGAGCGCCGUAACGGCUUUGAGCCUUGGAGCACCCAGGAUACUUACCUACCCGGCGCUCCGCUUUGGGAGGACUGCCUCACAGCCCAGGCAGCCCUCCCACGGCAAAAGCAGCCCCCGGGGGCCAUGUGAUCGCUCUCAAAUGUCAGACAGUCCCCCUGCUGGUGGGAAAGUAAAAAAAUAUUAUUAAACAUGUUGUAAAAUACAUUUAUAAAUAUAUAAUUGUGUGUGUGUGUGUGUGUGUAUAUGUAUAUAUAUAUAUAUAUAUAUAUGUGUGUGUGUGUGUGUGUACAUAGUGAUUACAUAGUGUAUUUUAAUAUUAAUAUAAGCACAUAUAUUAGUAUUAAAAUACACUUAGAAUGACGUUACACACAUAUAUAUAUAUAUAUGUGUGUGUGUGUAUAUAUAUAUAUAUAUAUAUACACAUAUAAUUACAAUAAUAAAAUAAUAAAAUUAAUAAAUAAAAUAUUGAAAAAAAUUUAAUCUAAAUUAGUCAUAUGUAAUUUCAUUCUAACUGUAUUUUGUUAUUAAAAUAUAUAUAUAUAUACGUAACAAAAUACACUUAGAAUAACAUUCUAUAUAUAUAUAUAUAUAUAUAUAUAUAUCUUUAUAUAAAAUACAAAUAACCGCAAAUAUAUAUAUAUAUAUAUAUAUAUAUAUAUAUAUAUUUAUUUGUGGUCAGGGCAUAAAGCCGUAGAAUUAGUAACCUAAAACAAACCAUGCAUGGAACAAGUCAGUUGGGGUGUGCCGUAACUGACGAGGUAGUAGGCCUGAAAUAAAAGAGGGCUAAAAGAUGUAACCAGUUUAUUCAGACUACAAUACAACAUAGAAUAUCACAUAAUCAUAUUUUUAAAUGCUAGUCGCACUUCUUGUACAGGCUGAGGAAUGUAUCUGGUGUAGAUCGUGGCCUUCCAUCGUCCUAAUAUCUUAAUGAUGUGAGCCGGAAUAUUCCUUUUAGAAGCUGUAGUAGCUGCUCCUAUUCUAAAUGAAUGACCGUAAUAUUUGUCAGGGUUCAAGCCCAACCGAACCAACAACAUCCUUACAUAGAGCAUGAAUUUGCUCGUAGUGAGCGUAUUCCCGUGUAAGGCUAGCAGUGAUUGGGUUGGAGCCGAGGGAACUAUUACCAGUGGGGUAGUAGGUAAUAGUGACCAUCUGACCCUUCAUAACUGUUUUUGUAUGUUGUAGGGACAGUAAAUAGUGAUUGUGUGCUUUUACCAGGUUUGACCUUGUGAUAAAAUUGGUGGUGCAGUAGUUAGAGGUGGUAAAUUCUUUGGGCCGAAGGAAAGCGUAGAAAGCUAAAUAGAUGGCUGUUUUAAUUACCAGAUUAGUGUGAGUUUCAAAUGGUGAAGUGUCUAACAGGUUUGACAGUGACUGGAACAGGAGAUUGUGGAUGGGUAAUCUGGAUGGUGUGGGCGUAGGGGUGGAGUCCUUGAUACCUUUUAAGUAAAGCUUUAACUUGGUAAGAUGACAGAAAGCGUUGUUUAUUAGGCCAAGUAGUGAGGAUGUGAUGUUGAAUACCGGUGAUGUAUAACUUAAUAGUGUUGAAUGAUAGUGUUAGGUGAAGGUGGCAAAAGGAAAUGAACGCAAUCAUUGUUUCCAUGGAAAAUUGUUCUGUGAUCUUGUAGUCAAGCAGAAACGUAUUAAAGAUAUGAAAGGCCCUGCCGUAUGCCUUCCUGGUGUUAACCGAAAGACCCAUUUGAGAGAGUUGCUGCCCUUGAGUGAGUAGUUCCGUUAGUCCCAAACCAUCUCCUGCCACCGCGGCGCUGGAGUUGGUAUCUGGGUAGCUGUUGGUAGUGCCGCCCGGAAUUCCUGAAAUCGAGACCGAGAUAAAUGGUCAGCAGCGAUAUUCAGAACCCCGGGAACAUGUAUGCACGUUAAGAAGUGGAACGUCCCUUGUUUACAAUAUGGCAUGUUGCCAUGUUGUCCCAGAAACAACGCACCGUAUUCCCAGACCAGCAUGCACCCCAUUUAACUGCGAUCGGGUAGAGCUCAAAUAACGCCAAAGUGUCUUUAAACUUGGGAAUCUCAUUAAUUUCCACUGGCCAUAUACCCCACAUCCAUUCAUUGCCAAACAUUGCGGCAAAUCCCAAAAUACAGACAUGACCUAUCCUUCCAUACUGGAAUGAAAAUGCUUUUUCCAUUCCAGUGCAGCAAGAAUUCCCUCCACAUGCUUAGGUCAGCGGUAGCAUGAAGGUUACUUUCUACGGAUAAAAAAUCAUCCGGAUAAUGGAUAACGGUAGUGCAUUUACAUAUGUUAAGCAGCAUCCAGCACAACGUCUCAGCAAAUAUAUAAAAAAUCCUGGGGCUGCUCUUAGACCCAAAUGUGAGACGCGUGAAAAAAUAUGAAUCAUGCCACUUAACACCAUGUAAAUGCCACAGGGACGGAUGGAUAGGGAGUAACUUAAAUGCGUUCACUAUGUCCUUUUUACUAAGCCAUGCCCCCACUCCCGCCGAGAGGAUGGUCGUGAUGGCAUGGUCUACGGUUGCAUAUUGGAGAGAAAAUUCCUCAGAUGGUAUAAGUGAGUUAAGACUUGGGGACAGGGACGCAUGGGGAGCAGAGAGGUCCAGAAUCAACCUUUGCUUAUUGGAGGAUUUACUUGUGAGUCCUAUGGGGUUAGUUCUCCAAAACGCUAAAAAGGCGGGGAGUCGAAAGGGCCAAUUAGAAACCCUUGGUUAAUUUAUUUUUGUAGAAGUAGGUCAAUUGUGUCGGGCGCUGCUUGGGCAGUCUGCAAGUUCUUACAUUCUAGGAUCCCAGUAGCCAUGUGCACAAUACCAAAACCCCAAAGUGAACCAUGCCACCAGAAAAUCUACGAGAUGUUGUGAUGGGUGAUCACACAAUAACUCUUUCAGCAGGGAGACAUUAAGAGAUGAAAGGUACUGCUUGGGAUAUAAUUUAUUCAGACAAAUGACCUUAGAGUGAGCCCUGACGCAUUGGGAGCAGACAUGCAGUAGUCUGCAAGCACUGUAGCCGCAAGUGCCUGUGUUAAAAUUAUUACAAAUUUGAGAUUUCCCCAAAAACACAAUAUCACGUCCCAGUUUAUCCUUCAGUACCUUGCCUGUUCUCCCAGUGGGCAUCAUAUUUGUAGGAGGGGGAUAGAGCAUUCACCUCUGGGGAGUUAGGGCACAAAUUUGCCAUGUGUGAGUUGGACGCACAAAUGGCACAAGCUGUGGUUUUGAGGCCCGUAAAGUGUCUGCAAAAAAGCUCCGUAUCAAGCACCCCCCAAUCCGCUUGCUAAUUAAACUGGGAUAGAGCAGCCGACACCUUUUGCGGAAAAUGCACGGUGGUAGUCGUAAAACGACGUGCCACCGUACUUGUGCCCCAAAUCCGCCAGCUUAUGGAGAUAGAGAUCCAACUAUCGAAAGUAUCCAACUAUCGUCUCUAUAGAUCCCGAAAGACAACACAAAUUCGGGUAAGGAUAGCUUGCGAUUCAAUCUAGGGUCCCUAGAUUUUAACACUACAGACACGUCCCCAUAUGCAUAAGUUUUAUUUUCAAGGACAUCUUGAGAAGCAAUGAGAAGUGAUACUAGAUUGAUAUCCUUCCCUUCCAAGAUGUCCUCCUUGAUGCUGGCAGACACCAUGUGUGCCGAAUUAAUAAUAUGCAGGUCUUUCAUACCAGUUGGAAUAUUACCCGUUAGGUGGUCUGGGCGAACCGUAGCGACCGGAUGCCCUAGUUCUUAAGAUGACCGUUGCUGUCUAUCUGCAUCCAUCUUAUCAAGUUUGGCCGUAAUACGGCCCAAGGAAGUCAGGACUGAAGAUAACACAUUAGGUAGAUCAGUCGACUGGCUACCACUAGACCCUUCACCCGCCCCCGAAUUAUCAGUCUGAGUAUUCAACAGUCUAUAUAAUUCGGCUUUCCUAGCCGUAGCAGGGAAGGGAAUGUUCCUUUUCCUCAGUUCGGCAGUGAUCAUAGGAAUGGUCCAUGCCCUGAGUGAUGCAGGGCUUGCUGUGUCGUCACCCCGGGAAGGAGUGACUGAUCUAGCCGGUGUACUGGGAAUGGACACAUCUUCCCCGCCUUCAGGUAGUUGUGACAUGCUACAAAACAAAAUAACAUGUUACCUGGGGCACUACCCGACUGGCUGAUGUAACUAAUGCCAAACGGCGAAACUAUUAUGAAAUAACGUGACGGGUGAGGCCCUGCUAGUUGCCAAGCGGCUUUGAGAGGCACUAUCUAUAAUUUGGCUCGUGUGGGGUACGUGGCCAUUGACAUUAUGGCGGGGUGAUGGCCUCUCUGUGACUUGUAAAAGCAUAAGAAAGAAUGGGAGUGACAAGUGAGGCCCUCUCUAUGCAACCAAGCGAGGCGGCUACCUAUGAAUUGGCCCGAGGGAAUGUCGUACCUCCGAAAUGAGGAUGGGGGUUGGCCUCGCGGGACCACUAACGUAAGGCUUAGAAGGCCAGAAACUUACCUAGAGGCUCAUGUUCUUAAAUGCCAGUAUAGCCCUGUACUAUGAACCCGAAAGGGUAGGAAGGAGGGGGGAAAUUGUUGAGAAAUCAUGACGUACCUGCUGAGCAAAUUGCAAGGUAGUAGUAAGAGGUGAAACAGGUGUUCUGUAGUAACCUAUGAAAGGAAUAGUGAGUUUCCGGGUUUAUGAUAAUAUGCAACCCUCCUAGCCCCCUGCUAACAGGAUACCUACCGAUAUAUUCCGACCGUAGGGGACUGGAACCAAAUACUCCAAAGGAGUAAGGAUGACCUAAACCUAGUAAUACAGAAAAAAUACACAUAAGUACCUGGCCCUUGUGGGAUCCUGAGAGUAUAAUAACUAAAGAUUACUGAUAUAGUGAUGUCCCAAACGGUUCGGCGAACAUAAACAUAAACUUUGACCCUGUACCUCACAGUCAGCAGACACAUUCCAGCCAAUCAGCAGCAGACCCUCCCUCCCAGACUCUCCCACCUCCUGGACAGCUCACUAAGAAUGCAGCUUCAAAAUGGAUGCUGUCCAGGAGGUGGGAGGGUCUGCUGCUGAUUGGCUGGAAUGUGUCUGCUGACUGUGAGGUACAGGGUCAAAGUUUAUGUUUAUGUUCGCCGUCCGUGGCGAACCAUUCGGGACAUCACUAAUUACUGACCUAUAUGAGGUGAAAAAUUGGUAUAGUAGCAGCACAAUGUGGAUGCUGUUGAGACUGAAAAAAAGUCAAAAAUUACUGACAUGCAACAGAUUCCUUAGCACCUAAAUAUAUAUGUCCUAUAACAAUUGCAGACAUAUGAUACUCUUAGCUGUGGUACAUAUAGUGUACGUGUUUGGACCUUUGAGAGCUUGAGACGUAAAAAUGUGUAUAGAAAAUGAUUCCAUCUCUAGUAACCAUCUGCUGAUUCAUUCAAUAUUUCAACGUAGCCCAUGAGUGCCACAAACUUAUCAAGCCAUACGACCCUACCAGAACCCCUAUUUUCAGUAGUAACUAUCCUUAUCCCUAUGUGAAAAUAAAUUCCCAGCACUAAGUCAUAACCAUUAUGACCACCAGGGGUCAGUCAGACAUGUAAAAAUAAACAAAAUAAUGUAACUACAAACUGUGAAAAAAAAUAAAAUAUAAGACCUGCUAUAACCUAUUCAGCCGCCAGAGGUCGCCCUAAAACCAAAACCAGUCACUAAAAUAAUAUAGUAUUCGGCAAACGAACGGUAAAGCAAGCCGUAAUUUAUAACCUACCGAUACCGAAUAAUCUAACGAAUUGUACAACAUUUAACCGAAUGCAUGGUAAUGUAGAUAGCCGACAAUGCGAAAUACAGUGCGCCUGUAGACCCCCCUUUGACGUCAUCGGCCGCGCCGUUAGUGCGACGACCGCAACUUACGUUUUUUUGACAGGCUGCGAGCCUGAAAGCCCCUGAUAUCGUGUGUCUGCCUGCAAAGUCAGACAGCCGUGCUAGAAGCAGUUUGGACCUCCAGGAAGCUGCCCACGAGCUGAAGAUGAGAGACAGCUGUUUGGCCGGACCGGAAGUGACGACCACACGAAAUCCCCAGACCUAAGACAGUACUGAGAGAAGGGCUGGUGCUCCUUAAGAAGGGGAACCAAGCCCCUCCCACAACUUCAGGCCCUGCCUUCUAUAUAUAUAUAUAUAUAUAUAUAUAUAUAAUAUAUAUAUAUAUAUAUAUAGAGAUAAAUACAUAUAAUUACAUAAAAGAUUACAUUAGUAUACACGUAGAAUUUAAAUACCUAUAAAUGCAUAUAUAUUAAAAUUCUACGUGUAUAUUUAAGUAAUAUUUUAACAUAAUUAUGUGAUUUGAUUAAUUAAACUUUGAUUGCCAUGCCUGACAACACAGGGAGAAAGUGCAGAGAAUUUAAUUCGCAAGCACUAUAUUUGACCCUGUAACUCUCCAAAACACCAAAAAACCUGUACAUAGGGGGUACUGUUUUACUCGGGAGACUUCGCUGAACUCAAAUAUUAGUGUUUCAAACUGGUAAAUUGUAUUACAACAAUGAUAUUUUAAGUAAAAGUGACUUUUUUUGCAAUUUUUUUUACAAACGAACGGCACUUUUAUGGACUAUAUUAUUGUUGUAAUAUGUUUCACUGUUUUAAAACACUAAUAUUUGUGUUUAGUGAAGUCUCCCGAGAAUAACCGUACCCCCCCAUGUACAGGUUUUAUGGUGUUUUGGAAAGUUAGAGAGUCACCUAUAAGGCUUGCAUUUAAUUUUUUUGACAUUGAAAUUUGCCAGAUUGGUUAUGUUGACUUUGAGAGCGUAUGGUAGCCCAGAAAUGAGAAUUACCCCCAUGAUGACAUACCAUUUGCAAAAGUAGACAACCCAGGGUAUUGCACGUGGGGUAUGUCCAGUCUUUCUUAGUAGCCACUUAGUCACAAACACUGGCCAAAUAUUAGUUUUUUGCUUUUUUCACCCAAAAACAAAUAUGAAUGCUAACUUUGGCCAGUGUUUGUGACUAAGUGGCUACUAAAAAAGACUAAACAUACCCCACUUUCAAUACCUUGGGUUGUCUACUUUUUAAAUGGUAUGCCUGUUAAUGAGGGGUACUGUUGUACUCGUGAGACAUCGCUGAUGACAAAUAUGUGCAUUUUUUUGCAGUAAAACCUAUCAGUAUUAUGACAUUCACAGCUAAAAUGUCAGACGGAAAUACAAAUUUAAAAAAAAAAAAUCUUAUUUUCUCACAUUUUUUUUAAAUCUUAUUCAUAUAUGAAUAGUUAAUGAUAAAUUAAAGCCCUGUUUCUCCUGAACAAAAUUAUAUAUAAUAAGUAUAGGUGCACUUAAUGUGACAGCGGUGAAUUACGGUUGAACAGACAUAUAGCGCAAAUUCCAGUUUUUGUUUACGUUUUGUUUUGAUCAGAACGUGCACUAUUGACUCCGUCCUGAAGGGGUUAAAAAAAAAAAAAUACAAUGAAGUUAACAACGUACUGAUAUUCUAAUUAAUAUAUUCAUAUAGUGAAUACAUUAAACCCAUUUUAAUUUCCUGACUCCCUUAGCUUUUUCCCAUAUGUCAUUGACAUAGUAGUAAGGACUGCAAAGCAUAUCAUGCACCUACAGUAAAUGGUAGGAAUUGCAUUAGUCAUUUCUGGGCAGGAAACAGAUUUUAUAACUGCCCUGUCUGUUUUACUUAUUAUGUUGCAGGAGGAGGUUUGCAGCAGUGGGAAUCUUUUAGACAUCUGGCAUAGGGCUUGACAUUGUGAACCCAGAUUUACAGGUGUGGAUAGAUCGGUAUAAACUAUGUGCACUGUUGCACUUGGCCUAGUGCUUUCCAUAGGAAACAUUGAAUUGUAGGGUGUGUAUUUGUGCGACAGCAACAACAGGCUGACUCAUGGUCAUUCCAAGCGAUACUUCCAAAUUUUCUAUAAAGGAAUACUGGCUGAAAAUUUUAAUUGUCCUUCUCACCACAAAGUGAACAGUGACAGGAAAGAGUCCCAUUCAAUUUACAAAUAUAUUGCAAUAAAAAUGGGGGUCAACUCCAGCCAGGAAUGUUAAGUGAAGCCUCAAUAAUCACUUCCAUAGUUUUGAUAAAAGAGGAGAGCAACCUAUAAAUCUGCAAAGAAUGAACAACAAAUAACAUAAUAUGUCUUCUUAAUAUUCUGUUUUUUCCUAAGGAGCCACAGAGGGUAUAGGGAAAGCAUAUGCAGAAGAGUUGGCUCGUAAGGGACUCAAUGUCAUUCUGAUUGGUGGCAACAAAGAAAAGUUACAAGUGGUGUCACAGUCCAUUGCUAAAACUCAUAGAGUUAAAACAAGCUUUAUAGAAGCCGAUUUUAACAAGGGAAGAGAAGUGUAUCCUCCCAUUAAGGAGGCCCUUGCAGACGUCAAUAUUGGCAUCUUGGUGAAUAGUGCGGAAUAUUUGGAGUAUCCCCAGCGUGCAACUGAGGUUCUAGAAGACAAACUGUGGGAGAUCAUCGAUGUGAAUGUUGCUGCAGCUACAAUAAUGGUGCAUAUAGUAGUGCCGGGUAUGGUUCAGCGGAAAAAGGGAGCUAUCGUGAAUGUGUGCUGCUGUUCCUGCUGCAGAUCAGCUUCCCAGAUGGCUAUGUACUCUGCCUCCAAGGUAAAAUAUGAGAAAGUGAGUAUGUGUGUUUGUGUUGACUGUCUCACCCCUGCAGGUGUUUUUUUUUUUGUUUUGUAUUCCUCAUUAAUGGGUUCUCUAUUAGAGGCCUGGGAGUCUGAGGGUUCUGUACAGUAUUCUUCUGGACAGAGAUGGUUCCAGCUAAAGAGGGAGUAAAGAUGGCUACCCCAUGUAGCAAAGACAGAAGUUGCAUUAAAAACAGUUAUUAACUUAUAUAUACAUUCAAAUAAUGCACAGUGAGGUAUAUUACAAUUAAUCUUGUACUUUACAUAAUAAUAAACCUUACCUUUGAUCCAAAAAAGUGCAAAAUGAACCAGAAAUAACAGAAGUGCAAUUUGAAAGUAAAUAUGUAAGAAACAGUUUGUGGAAAUAAGAAAGCAAUACUUAAAGGAACACUCCAAGCACCAUAGCGGUUAUGGCGCUAGGAGUGCCCACCCCAAAGUAAGUAGUCAAACUAUUAUAGUACAGUUUGAUAACUUACCAGGGUUCCUCCUGGCGCCAGUCCUGUCCGGCAGGAGUAGCCAUCAAAUCAAUCUAUAAAGAAAAAAUCCAUAGAAUCCAUCUAUAGGGCAAAAUAGGACCAUGCGAGAUGGAGCUCAUUGGCUAAGAGGGCCAGCUGGGUCCUCUUAGCCAGUAAGUGCAGUCCUGUGUAAGGUGUACUUUAUUCCAUAGGGACAUAUGACUUCUCAUACAGUAGAAGUCAGGAUUAGUUGUGAGCUUCUGGGAGAUCCAGGUAAUUUGUCAAACCGUACUAAAAUGGUUUGACUGCUUACAAUUAGACCGUGCCUCGGAACUCCUGGCACCAUAACUGCUACAGUGGGCUGUAAUGGUUAGUGUUCUGUGCCUGGCAUCUCUGGCAGAUGUAAUUUCAAUAUGAAUGCUUAAAGAAAAACGACAGUGGUAGGAAUAGAAACAGUAUUUUUAACACUGUAGUGUUCUACUCCCAAUUUAGCUUCAGAGCCCGUCUAAAUAAAAUUUGAAAAAAGUGGAAAAACGGUUUUGCUUACACUUUUGCCUGCAACUCAUUCCAUGCAGCGACCAACUCCACUUCCUGUGACAUCACCCCAUAUGCUGUCUCAUCUUUAGGACUUAAGGAGGUCCCUUAAUAUCUAUGUUUAGAAACUGAUUUACACGCAGGCAGGGUUAUUCACUAAAAUGAGAAUUGUUGGGAAUUGUAAACUUUUAGACCAAACUAACCAAACUGGAAGCAUAGAUGACUUGGAAAAGAUUUCCAAUUCGUAUAUUUUGGCAUUAAAUUUGAAAUUCCAUGCAAUAUACACUUAGAUAACCCUGUUAAUAAUAUCUGGGUUCAUUUUAUUUGUAAUAAUACCUUGGCAAAUUCUUAUUUUCCUUUCAAAUUUCAGGUUUAUUUAGAUGCAUUUAGCCUGAAACUUCAGUCUGAACUCUCUCCUAAAGGCAUCUUUGUGCAGUCACUGAUACCACUUUGUGUGGCAACAAACUGUACAACUUCAAUCAAAGUUGUACAUCGUCUUCCUUUUCUUGUCCCAGCACCAGAGACCUAUGCACGUCACGCUGUACGAACACUUGGUGUUUCGACUAGGACAACGGGAUAUUGGGUUCACUCUAUCGAGGUAAUUACAAAAUGCAUGCCCAGGUGAAAAACUCAUUCUUUAUUUAAGAAAGUGGUGAUGACAAUAGAUGCAGCAACAGUUCCAGAAAGGAUAAAUUCACCAGAACCCUGGUAGUCCAUACAGAAUAAUUUAUUUUGUAUUUUUGUAGUAAAGUAGCCAAUGUUCAUUGUACCAAUUUGAUAUUAUUUUAAUAGUAUAUUUAAAAUUGCUGAUGCUGUUUUAUUUUGGCAGAGCAGGACUGUUUCUCCCUCCCCACAUAAUGUAUACUUCUCAUGCUAUACUUGUACUCCUCCUGCGGUAUACUCAACUGAAGCAAGACUGAGUAGUCAUGUCUUAAAUUUCUAUAAAAUAGAUUUUUAUUUUCCAUUCACCUGAACUGUAAAUAUGGGCAUGGAUAGUCUAUAUCAGGCAUAGGUAACCUUCAGCACUCCAGAUGUUUUGGACUACACCUCCCAUGAUGCUUUGCCAGCAUUAUCUGUGUAAAAGCAUUAUGGGGGAUGUAAUCCACAACAUCUGGAGUGCCAAAGGUUGCCUAUCACUGGUCUAUAUUAUUUUGAUAGUAAUUUGUUUCUGUUGCUUUAAAGACACUCUGCCCAAAUAAAAAAAAUAAAAAAAACAACCCAUAAAAAUGAUUGCUUAGUGGCUAUGCCUCCAAUUAAAACAUGCAUGCAUUUAAUAAUGCAUUUUUUUUCCAUUGGGGGUAUAGCUAAAAUCAGCUUGUAAAAAGCUGCAGAUAUCUUGUCUGCAGCUUUUACAUAACCUUCCCUUCUAACCCAGCCCAGACUUUCUGUGGUUGUCCAAUCACAGACUUCCCAAUGUAGUCUUUGCGGAGCAGGUGCUCUGGGAUUGCAAUUCCUGCUUCUUGAGUUUAACUCCACGGAGCUGAACAAUCCUAAAGUAACAGGAUCAGCUGUCUGACAGCUCACGGAGUGUAAACAAGUUUAAUUUAUAAAAGUGUCAAUUUCUAUUGAAAUCUGCUCUUUGUAAAAUGAAAACAAGAACACUCUUCACACAUAAAGCACUUUAGCAAACUAUAGUGCUUUAGGGGUCUGGAGUGUCGCUUUCAUUUAUUUUGAUAUUCAAUGUGUAGCAAUAAUGCAGCUAUUUUUAUUUCCAAUAGCAGUGAAAUGUUUAAGAGCACUUCCUUGGCAAUUUCAUGGUCUGGGGUAGAUUUUGCUUGGGGUAGACGCCUAGAUUUUUAAAAUGAUUCAAUAGUGUUGGAAAAAUGUAAAAAAAAAAUGUUUUAUCUUCAAAAAUUCCCAUAGACUUUGACUUCUGUAGGAAAAUCAUUUGUUCUAACAGUAUUGAAUAGUCUGGAAAGCUUAUUAAAUCAACGCCAUAAGUAAUCAUUGUCUGGUUCUUUGUACCAAAAAAAAGUAUGCCUGUGCUUAUUUCAGAGGCAGGCCAUCUAUUAAGGAUUAUGAGAGGCUAGUCAGUCUUGAAAUUCUUAAGGACAAAAAUCUGAAAUACAAGGUUUCAUAUAGUUUCUGAAUGAAUAGUUCUCUGUGUACAUGUUUGUAAGUGGCUAGUUAUGCGUGUAUAGCUAAAAUAUGUGUUUGUGCGAAUAAGGAUGCCCUGCAAAAGUGUUUUUUUUUCUUCUUGGGGUGCAUUAAGUGGAGGUAUGCUGGGUGGGAGUCCAGCUGCUAGUUCGAUGAUUGAGCAGUACUUACACUGAUAAGGUUGCUGAUAUCAAUAGAUAUUUUAUUAUAAGAGAGGUGUGUAAAUAAAGGCAGGCUUAAAGUGACACUCCGGUCAACAUAACAACUUCAUCUAAAGUAAGUUGUUAUAGUGCCGGGAGGCUCUGCGUACACUGGUCAAACGUUUAACUCCAAAAGUUGCCUCCAGCGCAACAUUCUAUGCCAAUCAAUAGCUUCCCACUGAUUAAAAAAAAAAAAUGGAAGUAUCUCUUUCCUUUAUUUUUUUUUAUAUAUCAGUGGGGGUGCUACUGAUUGACUUAGAGGGUCAGCUGGCUGCUCAAGCCAAUCAGUGGCACCCCUGACUGGCGGCACCAUGCUCUUCCUGUAAUAUUUAGAUGAAGUUAAUUGUUAUGGUGACCGGAGUGUCCCAUUAAUGCACAGAAUGUUGCAAAGGUUUUUCUUGAAUGUUUUAUUGCAUAACAUUGUUCCUUUAAAUAAUCCGCAGUCAAUUUGUUUAUAACUCUUUUCUCUUUAAUCCUACAGUUUCUUGCUGCACAGUGGAUUCCUAGUUGGAUGUAUCUUUUUCUUGGAAGGUUCCUGUGUUCUUCAAACCUCUAAGUACACCUUACCCACAAGGAAGAAUAUGAUGUUCUUUCAAGAACCAUUUCUAUGUGGAUAUAGCUAACUGGAUAAACUUGUAUUCCUUUUAAGGAUGAUGAAUUAAAAAAAAAAAAUUCACUGAUGGACAGUGGUAUGAAAUUGGACUUACAAGCCUUUGUGGCAACACCACUUGGUCAAUGGAAUACUAAUAAUCAUCACUCAAAUGAGAAUAAAAUAUGUUCUGCUGUUUCAAUCAUUCUGUUAACAAUUGCAGCCAGUCCAAUUGAUUGUUAUUCUGGUAAAAAUCACUAAAGUAGAGAUUUUUAUUUCUUCCCCUUUCCUACAAACAAAUUGCAAUCCAUCAUGGAAAAUGUAAUCUAUAACAUUUGUAAUGGGCAAGGUUGCUUGUCUUUAUUGUUUAACUAUUUUAUAGGAUGUCAUAUGUAUUAAUAACUAGCAUACCUGUGAACUGCUCAUUCCUCUUCGGAGUAUUCACAUCGAUUUACUCAGAGAAACGUAUAGAGCCUGCGACUACGUUAUCCACUUGUGCAACUUUCACACAAAUAUAUAUAUAUAUUUUUUAAAACAAUCUUUAUUUUAGUUUUCAGUUUUUCAAGAAAUUGGAUAUUAUUAAAUGUAACGUACAUUGCAGCGUAAUAGAAUGGUAAACAACAUUACAAUCAGUUAAUAGAGCAUCUCAUUGCAAGGGUACAGAGUUUUGACAGGUUGCGUCUAUAUAUUUUGCUAAUCAGAGGUUUGAAGUGAUUCAAGCAAUCACGGGUUGGGUCUGGCAGUGCCCGCUAGCAGUUAGUUGACAAUGUUAUCCUGCUUCCCGAGAAUGGCAUUAAAGAAAGCAGUGAUUGGGGUCUGUGCACUUGAGGGGGAGGGUAGAAAAGAGGGAAGGAGGAAAUAGGCUUGGUAAGGAAAAGGAGAGGGAAAAAAAAAAAACAGGGGGCGGGGGGGAAGAGAGGGGUAACAGUCAAUCAGUUGUGUGUUGUCUCGGCACUAUGGGACGUGAGCAGUUUGUCGUUUAAUUAGCUACAUUCCGCUGAGAGAUGUAAUCUGUCCAUGGGAACCAGGUCAUGGCACAUUUGUCUGAGUGGCCUUUCAGAGCCGCGAUCAUCAUUUCUGCACUGUGGAUUUCCUCUACCUUCGUAACCUAUUGCUGGAAGGUGGGCACCACUGACUGUUUACACAAAUAUUUUCAAUGGACUGUAAUAUUUAUAUUGUGGGCCUCUGCUACAAUAUUUAGUCAGCUUACUGUUCACAUUACCCACGUUUGUUAGAUGAGCUGGGUCUUUAACCAACAGAACAUGUCAUCAGACCAAGGGUUCUGAUUGUAUAGAAAUAAAGUCACUACAAAGAUAGGACUAGUAUGUUCAUGUGUCUUCUCAAUACUUUAUGUCCAAUCAUACUGAAAAAAAUGCACUUCACAAAAUAAGGCAUUGUAACAAAGUUACAGUGUUUGAAAAGUAAGAACUGUUUAUUUUAAAUAUACAGAACUACAAUACUUUAAACCACAAAGGUUAUGGUGCAGAGGGUACCUCGUUUUUGCUUAAAAUGUCAACAUUUAAAGACCUGCAGCUAUAAACCUUCCUCCUGGCGCUGCUAACUCCUUCCAGCCCAGUUUACAAAACUGCUAAUCGGGCUGUAAAUAAACUAAUCUAUUUAUAAGUGAUAUACUUAUCAGCUUAUAAAACUGUUCUACUCAUCAAAUAUGAUGAUGGGAAAUGCAGCUGGAAAAAUAAACUACUUAUCCCAUAAACGUAUGCUGAACAGUUUUUUAGGGGACUUGCAUCAGUCGUGCUUUAUACUUAAAAAAACAAACAAAAAAAAAUCCACAAAAUGCAUAUCUUAGUAGGGGUGCUGCUGUGGUGACCAAAACAUACAAAAUACAGAUUAAGGGAAGUAGCAAAUCUUACAAGGUUACUUAAAAUCCCCUUUCUUCGCAAACAAACAUGGAGAUUUGGUUACACCAUAUUCAUGCCUUUAUUAUAGUAGUGGGCUUAACACAGUAUGGUCAUAUAGUGUAAACAAAUCCCCAUAAAUUGUGAUAAUAAUAGUAAGUAGUGUGUGUUUACAGGGUAAUCGAUGUUAAAAUGGUCAGUGUGUGUAUGUGUUUGCAGGAAUAGUGAAUAGUAACUGUGUACAUACAGAGUUAUGCAUGUGGAUGGUACAAUAUCCAUCUGUGGAUAUGGUGGUGAUCCUUGUGCUUGUUUGAAGACGUCUUUCACAAUUGUGGUGGUGUUCUUAGUUGGUGUGCCGCAGUCUGGCAUUCAGAUGUCCUCAGUAUACAGGAAGGGGAAUAAAAACAGAAUAUAGUGCUCUCUGUAUGUUUUUAAAAGAAUAAAAGCAGAUAAAAACAGGUAUACUCACAAACAGAGAGCAAAUAUAGGUAUUGCUCAAUCCCAAUAGGUGGUAUAAUCUCCACCAAGGAUGUCGCUGCGUGAGAAUUAUACCACCUAUGCCUAUUGGGAUUGAGCAAUAAAUAUAUUUGCUCUCCGUUUGUGAGUAUAUCUCUUGUAAAAAAAAAAAGAGAUUUGUAAAAACUGCAAUAAUUAGAUGCUCAGGGUUAAGAGUGAUGGGAGUUUGCACCCAGACCACUUCAAUGAGCUGUGUCCCUUUAAGGACACAAGCAAUUUAUGCUGUUUGUGUUCAACUGCAAUUUGCAUCUCGCUCAUCUAUUGCACCAACACAUGUUAUAUACCGUUGUUAAGGGCUUUAAUUCGAUGUUAGAUAUACAUUUAUAAAUUCUCAUUAAUUAUAGAAAAUAAUGCUAUAAAAUGGGGAAGAAAACAAUAAUAACGUUUGCAUAAUAUAUCCAGCUUAGAAAAAAAGUUAUUCCAAAUAAACUCAUUUAUGUGUCUUGAUUUAUAGAGCACAUAAUAUGUAUAGGAUUUCCGCUUAUUUUGAAAGUUACAGGUCACAAAAUACUAGGACUAAAAUAAAAUUUCAAUGUGAAACAA
Pelobates cultripes (western spadefoot toad) is the source of this 29693-nucleotide messenger RNA. NCBI's taxonomy places the organism in Eukaryota, Metazoa, Chordata, Amphibia, Anura, Pelobatidae. The record is from the annotation of a GenBank genome assembly.